UUAGAAGAGUGUAAUAAAGAAAAAAAAUCCUUGCAAGAUAAAAAUAAAAAGCUCGAAGACGAAAUUAACAAGUUAAAAGAAGAAUUAAAAAAAUGUAAAGAAAACCAACCAAAAGAAGAUCUUGUAAAAGAAAACAAAGAACUAAAAGAACAAUUGGAAAAAUGCGAACAAGAAAAAAUGCCUUUAGAAGAAGCAAAUAACGAAUUGCAAAAAGCAUUAAAAAAAUGUGAUAAAUAUUACACAGCCCUUGAUAAAAAAGCUAAUGUUAUUUUAGAUAACUUUAUAGUUCAAUAUGAAAGUACUAGUGAUCUAGAAACUAAAAUAGAUAAAAUCGGCACAGUUAAAACUUUAAAAGAUGAAAACGAAACCCUUAAAAACGAAAACAAAAAUCUACAAAACAUCGACGAAAAAUGUAAAAAACUAACUGAAGAAAACGAAAAACUCGUAAAAGAAAACAAAGAAAUAACAGAGAAAAAUGAUGAACUUGUUCUUACCGUACAUAAAAAUCUCCUAAACAGAUAUAGACAACUGAACAAAGGAAUAACAGAAUCAUUGGAAAAUUUAGAUAAAAAAUUUGAUAAUUAUAAAUUAAAAAAAGAAAACGAACAAAUAGAAACUGAAAAUAAUCAAAUUUUAAAAGAUAGUCAAUACGAAAACCUAUUAAAAACGAAUCAAGAACUACAAAAAGAAAAUGAAGAACAAAUAGUAAAAGAAAUUGAUUUAGAAAGAAAUCAAUAUGAAGAAAAACAAAAAAUAUUUGAUAUCUUGAAUGAAAAAAUAGAUAUCAUUUUAGCUAAUUUUAAUUUUGAAAUAUUGUUUCCACUAAACGAUACUUUAGAAAAAAUGGAAAAAAUUAAUCUAGAAUAUGAUUACAAUUCCUUGGAAAGAACUUUAAAUAAUAUAUUAGAACAAAUCGAAAAAGAAAAAGAAAUUAAUAUUGAAACACAAAAAAGAGUAGAAAUAUUAAACCAAAAGGCUAAUAUUGUAAUACAAAUGAAUUUCUCGUCAGAAAAAAUUAAAGAAAUUCAAAAACUCAUCAAUAAAAUACGAAAUGAAAAUAAACUCUUGUCAAAAGAAAAAGAAGAAUGUGAAAAAAAAGACUUUAAUAAUCAACAAAUUAUUAAUGAAAAUAAUCACUUAAAAGAACAAGACUUUGAAAACAAAAUACAAGAAAAAGUACAAGAAAUUGGAGGAGUUAAAAGAACACUUAGUGCUUUUAUUAAACAUAAUAGUUUUGAAUUACAUAAAAAUUUUAUAAAUAAUGCUCUAAAUAAUUUUAAAAUAAUCUAUAAUGAAACAGAUUCAUUAGAGGAAAAAAUGGAUCUCAUUAUAGAAUUUAGCAAAAACAUUCAACAAUAA
Molecule: messenger RNA, 1359 nt
Organism: Racocetra fulgida
Lineage: Eukaryota; Fungi; Glomeromycota; Glomeromycetes; Diversisporales; Gigasporaceae
Source: the annotation of a GenBank genome assembly